Molecule: messenger RNA, 3529 nt
Organism: Oncorhynchus masou masou (cherry salmon)
Lineage: Eukaryota; Metazoa; Chordata; Actinopteri; Salmoniformes; Salmonidae
Product: von Willebrand factor A domain-containing protein 7-like
Exons: 18
Coding region: 75-2888 (937 amino acids)
Source: RefSeq, a predicted model, not a curated record
GUGUGGUCUGUGUGUUUGGGGAUGGGUAGAGGUUGAAGGGAUUAGAGGAAGUAAAAGCGCGGAAAACAAGACUGAUGAUGUCUCCAGUGCUGGGUGUGUCCUUCUUGGCCCUGGUCCUAUCAGGAGGAGCCUGGGCGUUUCCUCCCAUUGGGGGCGGAGCCUCCUCCCACGUCAGCAUCACAGAAAAAGCCGUGCUACAGAAGGUCACAGAGGUGUGCCGAGCCAUUGCAGAGUCAGAGGGACGAGACUUCACCCCCACGGGUAACUCUGCUGAGGAGCUGGUCCAGGCCUGCCUGGGACCCAAAGCAACAGGUGAAGUGUCAGCAGCUAAGUUCAAAUCUGCCCUGAAUGAGAUCUACAUACAGAACGGACAGGUGGACAGAGACUUUGUCAACAGCCCAGCCCAUCACUUCAACUCAGAGGCGUUUGCUCUGGGCCGGCGCCUUAUAACUGACGGGGUGGCCAGCAUCAAGGCCAACGUACAAAAGGAGAACUUCCUGGCUGCCAGAGAGACACUGGGGAGAGUACUACACACACUACAGGACUUCUACAGCCACAGUAACUGGGUGGACCUGGGAUACACUGAACCCUACGCCAACCUGAUCCGCCCCGAUCUCCCACUGGAAAACCUGGCAGAUGUUAAAACCCCGACCUGCAGUGAUUGUGCCAAUGGAGGGUUCUGUUCCAACUCCAUCCUGCCUAACAUCCUUAAUGAGAAGAAACUCACCUCUGGGUACAUGGGGAUCUUGUCCUCAGCUAAGCCUAAAGGUAAGUGUAGUCAUGGCGGUGCAGCUGACCUAACCAGCUCCAAGGCUCCUCGUGGGGGCAUCAGCAAGGAUGAGCGUCGCUCUGACAACGUGGCCCUGCACACCGCUGCUGUCACUGUGGCAACUACCGCAACCCUCCAGCUGCUGGAUGACAUCCGGGGCGCCGCCGGUGACAACAACUACCUACGCUUCAUGGGCAUAGCACGUUCGUCAGUGGUUGUUUUUGUGAUCGACACCACGGGGAGCAUGAGUAAUGAUAUCCUUGAAGCCAAGAGAGUCGUCAAUGAGAUCAUCGACAGCAAGAAGGGAACGCAGGACGAGCCCUCCCAGUACAUCCUGGUCCCAUUCAACGACCCAGAGUUUGGACCCCUGAUAAAAACGACAAACCCUAAUGUUAUGAAAGCAGAGAUCGCUAACCUCACGGCUAAUGGAGGUGGAGACCUCCCUGAGAUGUGCCUAUCAGGGCUCCAGUUGGCGCUGACCGGUGCCCCUGCGUCGUCCAACAUCUAUGUUUUCACAGAUGCCGUUGCCAAGGACAUUGAAUUAAAGGAAACGAUCGUGGCCCUGAUCAGGAGCACCAAGUCAACCGUGUCUUUCUUCAUGACUGGUGAUGGUGCUGGUGCUAGAAGGAGGAGAAGUGGAGUAGAGUCCAGGGCAGCUACAUUCCAGACCUACAAGGACCUGGCGCUGGCGUCUGGUGGUCAGGCCAUUGGAGUCACCAAGGAAAAUCUGCCCCAGGCCACUGACGUCAUCAUCGACUCCUCCACCUCCGCUCUGGUGACAGUCCUACAGCGAGCGAGGAACCCAGGCAAAGCUGAGACAUUCUCCUUCCUGCUGGACGAGUCUCUGAACAACAUCACCAUCUACAUCACUGGAAAUACCAUCACCUUCACCCUGAAGAACCCUGCAGGUGUGACCCAGAAACAGAACGAGGCCAACGGGGAACUGGGGACUGUCCAGACGGUGGGAAACCUCUUCCGGGUCCGUCUGGCCUCCAACAAACAGACAGGAUUAUGGGAAAUCAGCAUGAACUCCAACCAGCCAUACACACUGACGGUCACUGGUCAGAGUACCAUUGCCUUAAUUUAUGACUUUGUGGAGACCUUCGAGGGACCUCACCCAGGAUACGCCCUCAUCUCUGGCCGUCCACAAGCAGGUAUGCCUGCCAUGUUGUUGGUAUCCGUGUUGGGCAGAAAGGGCCCAGCCUCUGUCAAGGUGGCUGACAUUGCCUUGGUGACAGUGUCAGGGUCAGAGGUCGUAGGCGGGGCCCUGGAAGACAUGGGCAACGGGAAGUUCCUAGUUACGGUAACCAAGGUCCCUGCGGGGGAGUUUGUGGUGCUGUUGAACGGGACAGACGUGGUCUCCUCCACCGUGUUCCAGAGACAGUCCACCACUCAGAUGUCCGUCUCCAAGGUUACCAUCAAGGCCGUGGUGGACAGAAGCAUGGAGCCUGGUAAACCCUUCACCCUUCCCUUCACCGUCAUGACCGACGCCACUGGAGGCAGCUACAAAAUCAGUGCCAGAAACGACAGAGACUUCGAAAUGAACGUCCCCGGCAGCAUCGCUGUGACCACCGGUGGAAACGCCACCGGUGACCUGACCAUCACGGUGCCCGCCAACACACCCUCAGGAACAGACGUCACCCUGACCAUCGAGGCUGUGGCCCCCGGGGCUUCCGACUCCAACUACGCCGUCCUGCGCCUCUCUGUUGUCACCAAGGUGACAGAUUUCACCCCUCCCCAGUGUGAGAUGGUUCUCACCUCGUCAGUCGACUGCCCAGCUGACCCAGCAGGCUGCAGCUCCGCCUUCUGGCAGCUCUCUGCCAACCUGACCGACGGUGUCAAUGGCACAGGCAUCGCCAGCCUCACACACCGCCAGGGAGCGGGCAGCCUCACCCACACGGACCUGAAGCAGGCGGUUGUUGCAGCAGCGUUCAACGCUUCGUGUUGCUCUCUGACAGUGGAGCUGGUGGCGGUGGACAGAGCCAUGAAUGUCGGCACCUGUCGGGUUUCCAUCGUCCGCAACGCGGGCCCGCCCUCCAUCGCUCUGUCCCUCCCACUGUUGGUGUGUCUGCUGGUCUCUGCCUUCUUCACUACGUCCUUCACUGACUUACUUAUCUGAUUUUAACCUCAUGGACUGACUGACUGCCAACCUUAAACUUAAAGAAGAUACAUUUCUCAACCAAAUUUCUAUGUUUGAUGUAAAUGGCAUGUUAUAGAAGGGUUCAGAAUACCUGUUUUGUGAUUUCACCUGUUUUUGAGAACUUAUCCCAAAUAGCAGAUCACUUCCUCAUCCUCGUUGUGUAGUACGAGGCUCUGAAAGAACAUGAAGAAAGGCUCCAAAAACACCCAGACACGUCCUUUUAGAAACGGCAAAUAUCUCAGUAUAGUGAUGCAGGUCUUUAGAUGUUGUACACAUGAAAUUGUGCCUUUCAGAACUUUAUCCUCAAUAUUAUAUUCCUUUUUUGCGCCACUCGAGACGUUUCCCCUCCUAUAUCGGGUGCUUUGCCUUAACUUUCUGAAAACAGCGUUUUAUCCUUUCGACAGGAGGGGAUUUUGUUUUUUUCAAACUUUCUUUAUUUCAUCAAACGAUGAUGAAAAUUUUUUUUUUUUAACAUAAAUGAUGAUUGCCGAAUAAUGUUGAAGGUAUACGGGGCACGUGAUGUUAUCACUUCACCAUAAAGCUCCCCUCUACACGUGAUGUUAUCACUUCACCAUAAAGCUCCCCUCUACACGUGAUGUUAUCACUUCACCAUAAAGCUC